GCGGGGGACGGAGGGGGGCGGAGCCCGGCAGAGGAAAGAUGGCGUCUCUUCGCUGUAAGAGAGACCCCUGCGGCGUUAUCUGCCUCGUUUUAACGUAUUUCAGCGUGUUUUACGCGGACUACGUGGUCAUUCAGUAUGUGCUCCUCCCCGCCUACUCCGACAGUGUGUGGUGUUCUCUCCACGGAUCAGUGUUCAACCUGAUCCUGCUGCUGCUGCUCACCUGUCACUCAAAGGCCGUCUACUCAGACCCCGGUAUGGUUCCUCUUCCUGAGACAGCCAUCGACUUCUCAGAUCUUCGUUCUCAGUCGUCUCGAAUGAACGAGCGGGGCUGUGAGGGCUGGACGGUGUGCAGCCGCUGUGAAACCUACCGACCUCCCAGAGCGCAUCACUGCCGCGUCUGUCAGAGGUGUAUCCGCCGCAUGGACCACCACUGUCCCUGGAUCAACAACUGUGUCGGAGAGCUAAACCAGAAGUAUUUCAUCCAGUUUCUCUUCUACACUGGCAUGGCCAGCCUGUACUCCAUGGUGCUGGUGGUGUCAGCCUGGGUGUGGAGGAUCAGGAACGAGAGAGAAGGAGAAGCAGAGAAAGAAGGAGAGGAGUCGCCCAGUAAACACCUGAUAGUCGCUCAUUACAUCAUCCUCCUGGUGGAGUCGGUGCUGUUUGGAGUGUUUGUCAUGGUCAUCUUCUACGACCAGUUGGUGUCCAUCAUCACAGACGAGACUCCCAUCGAGCAGAUGAGGAACAGGCUGAUGAUGAAGGACCGGGGCUCCUCCUCCUCCUCCUCCUCCUCCUCCUCCUCCCAGCUGCCUCACCACCCCACACACACCCGCAAGCCCAAGCUGGCCCUGCUGCGGGAGGUGUUCGGGCGAGGUUCGGUCUUCUGCUGGCUCCUCCCCCUCCACUCCAGCCCUCCGACAGUUGGCGGCAUCACCUACUCCGCCCUGCCCGACUACGACGUCUGACCUUUGACCUGUGAGAGCGAGGGGAGGAUGGAGACGGAGGUUUUUAGUGUGUGUGUGUGUGUGUGUGAGAGCAUUUUCUGCCUAUCUACGAUGUCUUAUCUUUAUCUGUGGACCUGAGGAGGCUGAAGGCCCAGACUGGGACGACUGAAGAGUGUGUGUGUAUUAUAUGAAUUAAUGAGUGUGUGUGUGUGUGUGUGUGUGUGUGU
Molecule: messenger RNA, 1168 nt
Organism: Centropristis striata (black sea bass)
Lineage: Eukaryota; Metazoa; Chordata; Actinopteri; Perciformes; Serranidae
Product: zf-DHHC domain-containing protein
Exons: 9
Coding region: 39-962 (307 amino acids)
Molecular function (GO): palmitoyltransferase activity
Source: RefSeq, a predicted model, not a curated record